Seriola dumerili (greater amberjack) is the source of this 5631-nucleotide messenger RNA. It is a transcript of the gene gpam, whose product is annotated as glycerol-3-phosphate acyltransferase, mitochondrial. Lineage: Eukaryota; Metazoa; Chordata; Actinopteri; Carangiformes; Carangidae. Gene Ontology annotation, cellular component: mitochondrial membrane; plasma membrane. Gene Ontology annotation, molecular function: glycerol-3-phosphate O-acyltransferase activity. The record is from RefSeq and is a predicted model, not a curated record. Bases 224 to 2704 code for a protein of 826 amino acids. Gene Ontology annotation, biological process: phospholipid biosynthetic process. The transcript has 21 exons.
CCUUCCUCUUGUCACACAUCGCUGUCUGUCAGAGCUGUGCCGUGAGGUCUUCGGAGGAGAGAGUAGAUAGUGUGUGAAGACUCAAGGGCGUUGAAGCCUUUCACAGCUGAUUGCAAUUUAGUCGACGAGUUUAUUUUUGAGAUAUGAGUCAGCGUAACACAAUAUUCAAGCUUACCAGCUAGUGGUGUGUGAUCUGGAGGGAGAGCAAAGGACAGCAGAGAAUAUGGAGCUGUCAGAUGGCUUGUUGCUGCAGGUCAACAAUGGAGAACAGUGGUGUAACCGCUGGAAGCAUCCCAAUGAUGACUCGGACCGCAGCACCAGCCCCUCAGUCCUGCGCUGUGUUACCAGCACGUGGAAGGAGGGCCUGCUGAACAGAAAGAGGCCCUUUGUGGGCCGCUGCUGUCACUCCUGCACACCACAGAGCUGGGAGAGGCUGUUCAACCCCAGUAUUCCAUCUCUGGGAUUACGAAACGUCAUCUACAUCAAUGAGACCCACACCAGACAGCGGGGCUGGUUGGCACGCAGGCUGAGUUAUGUGCUGUUUGUAAUGGAGAGAGACGUCAACAAGGACAUGUUCGCCCGGAACGUGGUGGACAAUGUGCUCAACAAUGGCAGAGUGGAGACGGCUAUUGUGAAGGUAGCCACAGAUUUGGAUGCUGCAGCCAGCCAGUCUGGCCAGGAGCACAAAGCUGUCAGUAAAGUGAAGCAGAAAGCCAGGGCCUUCCUCCAGGAGAUGGUGGCCAACAUUUCACCAGCCUUUAUCAGGAUGACAGGAUGGGUCCUCCUCAGGCUCUUUAAUGGUUUCUUCUGGAGCAUCCAGAUCCAUAAAGGUCAGCUGGAAAUGGUCAAGAAAGCUGCUACAGAGCAAAAUGUGCCCAUGGUCUUCCUCCCUGUUCACAAAUCCCACAUUGACUACCUGCUCAUCACCUUGAUCCUGUUCUGUCACAACAUCAAAGCCCCACACAUCGCUGCUGGAAACAACCUAAGCAUCCCUAUCCUCAGCACUCUGAUCCGUAAACUGGGAGGAUUCUUCAUACGACGGAAAAUGGAGGAGACAGGAGAUGGGAAGAAAGAUGUUUUGUACAGAUCACUCUUACAUGCAUACACAGAGGAGUUGUUGCGUCAGCAGCAAUUUUUGGAGGUCUACCUGGAGGGUACACGCUCCCGCAGCGGUAAGCCGUCUACAGCACGCGCAGGCAUGUUGUCCAUCGUGGUAGACACACUGUGCACUGGGUCCAUCGCAGAUGUCCUGGUGGUGCCAGUUGGCAUCUCCUACGACCGCAUUAUUGAGGGCAACUACAACAGUGAGCAGUUGGGCAAGCCCAAGAAGAAUGAGAGUUUGUGGGGAAUAGCAUGUGGAGUGUUCAGGAUGCUGAGGAAGAACUAUGGCUGUGUCCGAGUUGACUUCAACCAGCCCUUCUCCCUGAAGGAAUAUCUGGGCACUCAGAGAAGCCGCCAUAUUCCACCACCAGAGUCCCUCGAACACACCUUGAUGCCCACCAUUAUUUCUGCACAGCCUGAUGCUCAGCUGUUUGAGGGGCAGGAGGAGCAGAUGAACAGAGAGCUGCCUGAUGACAUCUUCAGGCGACAACUCAUUAACAACCUGGCCAAGCACGUCCUCUUCACGGCUAAUAAGUCAUCAGCGAUCAUGUCUACCCACAUUGUGGCCUGUCUGCUGCUGUACAGACACAGACAGGGGGUGGUGCUGUCAAAGCUGGUGGAAGACUUCUUCAACAUGAAGGAGGAGAUCCUCUCACGGGACUUUGACCUGGGCUUUUCGGGGAACUCAGAGGAUGUGGUCAUGCGUGCCCUCCACCUCCUGGGAAACUGUGUCAACGUGACCAGCAGUGCAAAUCGCAAUGGCGAGUUCACUAUCGCUCCCAGCCAAACUGUACCAGCGCUAUUCGAGCUCAACUUCUACAGCAAUGGCCUUUUCCAUGUCUUCAUUUCUGAUGCAAUCAUUGCCUGCAGCAUCCUGUCACUGCAGCGAGAGCUGGUCGUGGAAUCAGAGACCAAUCACCAGUCUGAUGUUCCCAGUAGCCUCCUUCUCAGUCAGGAAAGACUCAUCCGCAAAGCUGCCGGGCUCUCCCAUUUCCUUACCAAUGAGGUGGCGGUGGCACCUCCUUGCCAGACUAUUUACCAGGUUUUCCAUGAUGCAGUGACCCGGCUGAUCCAGUAUGGAGUUCUCUACGUAGCAGAGGAGGACCAAGAGGAACUGAGUCCCAGCCCCACAGACGAACCUUGGCCCAAAAAGUUCCCUGAGCCCCUGUCCUGGAGAAGUGAUGAGGAGGAUGAGGACAGUGACUUUGGAGAGGAACAGAGAGAUCGCUACCUGAAGGUGAGCGUUUCCGCAGAGCACCAGGAGUUCUUUGUCUUCCUUCAGCGGCUGCUCAGCCCAGUGCUGGAGGCCUACAGUGGGGCAGCGAUCUUCGUCCACAGUCUCAGUCAGCCCAUGGCUGAGUCCGACUACACCCAGAGGCUCUUCAGAUACCUGCUCACGCGCACCGAGAGAGGAGUUGCUGCUUAUGGUGAAAGUGCAACUCAUUACCUGGUUAAGAACACAGUGAGGACAUUCAAAGAGCUCGGGGUCCUAAAGGAGAGGAGAGAGAACAAGGUGACCACUCUGGAGCUGAGCAGCACCUUUCUACCUCAGGCCAAUCGGAACAAACUCCUGCAGUACAUCUUAGGUUUCACACUUCUGUGACCAAGACACCUUUCAGACCAGCUCAGACUCCAGGCUCCUUCCAAUAAAGGGCUUCUACUGGUUACUUCUAAACAAUCCCAGGUGCUACUCUGUGGAAAGCUUUACCAGGAAGUGCCUUCAUGUAAAAGCCGCUAACUGUUAGCUGUUAGCUGGAAGAGACUUGAAGCCAGUCUUCCCUUUUUUGUUCCAGUCUAUGACUCCCUGUCUUAGAACUGUGCAGCUGAUAAAACACAUGUAUCGUUGCUUUGAAGAGGUACUUCUAGGAAUCAUCUUCUCUUUGUGAACUUUACCAGUGACGUCAAGAGGUUUUAAUAUGAUCAAGAUUUUAAACGAUCAGAAAAUAUACCGAAGCAGGUUAGUAAAUGAGAAUCACUUUUACAGCAAUCCGAACAAAAGAAGCUGCCGUUCGUCUAUACAAGUUAACAAGCAAAAUAUGCAUAGAAAAUAAUGGUAAACAUAACCAACGACAAAGAUAUUUUUAUGUUAACUCUUUCUGCUUGUUUGUAAAACUGCAGUAUUCUCUCCAGUGCACACUGUUAUCGUACAGUAGAAAACAAAAUGUAGUUUGUGAACUUUCGAAAACAAAUUCCUGUACAUAGGCCACAAACGCAAAGUCUCUCAUUUGCAGUGCAUUUAAAUACAUGCACUCUGGUGUCAUCAAAUUUAAUAACAUAGAAAAAUUAAAUGAAAGAUUUGCUGACUGCUGGGAGAUACAGUGUCCCUGCUAAAUGCGUACAUAUCCAAAUUUUCAUUUACAAAAUAAUAUCUGUAAAAAUCUAAUCCUCCGUGCAAACAAGUUAAGGCCAGUUACUCUGCACAGUUACUGGUUUAAGAUAUCAAAACAAUAAGCAGCAAAGCAGUUCAGCUAUUCAAAAAUAUUUACUUCGCAAACACAAAACGUACCUGUUCAAAGUUUCGUUGAAGCCUAAACACGAGCAUCUACAGUUAAGUGCAUUCAAACCACUAACAUCUAAGUGCAUUCAGUUACACAUUUCAUCAUGCGUUUUGAUGAAGAGUGACUUUGAUCUUUGUGUUUGCGCAACACCAUUUUCACUUUUCAAUGAAUGUUACAUAGCACAGCACUUAAAAAUAUUUAAUACCAGCCAUCACAUCCACUUGCGUUCAAAUGCAACGAGCUCAGAAACUCUUUGGUCAUGCUUUUCAGGGACAGCAGAGGUUUGGGAUUACCACAAUUUUUCCCUGUAUAAUUUAGACAAUGUAUAAAGCCUUUUAUAGCACCAGUGCUGAGAGAGCAGUUUUGUUCUAAUGGUUGGGCAUUCGUCAGACAGAGGAAGUGCAUGGUCCACUAUGUAAUCCAUUUGAACAAUAGAUCAGGUGUGUGAAAGUUAGCUAUUAGUGAGAACAAGAUCGUCUGUCUGUCGUACUGUCAAGAAACUUUUUUAAAAAAAAAGGAGGAGGACAUUUUUCUCCUUUUGAGUUGUUUACUUUUAAAUACAGACUGCUGUGAGCAGCAGGAAAGGUUCAGAAAACAAAAAAUACUGUCAUCCUUAACUGUCAGGUUAACCUAUACUUUUUUUUUCACCGUUAAAAUAAUGUUUCACUUCAGUUUUCCAGCACGUUUGUCUUACUUUUUCAAAAUCAUAUUCUAAAAAUGUAGUUUAAACACACUUUAAACUACCUGUAAGUAGACCCCGAUCAUUUAAGGUUUUUGCUCUAAAAUGCAUGUCAAAAUAAAUAGUGUCAGGCAGGCUGGGAAUAGAAACUCUGGUAGCAGAACGUGUUGAGGAUGAAAAUUUAAAACUUAUCCAAACUACCAAAGUAAAACAUGAGUGGGGUUAAAAGCCGAUAGUGGAGCCUCACUGCACAGAAAGCCGUGCAUUUAGCUACAGAUGUUUUCAGUUUCAUUGUAAAAUAACUUAGUAACACAACAGGACUCUGGUCUUGUCUUAUGUGUUUAAUUCUAAAUCAUAAACAGAAAGGUUUAACGUCCUAUUUAAUGUAGGUGUAUGAUACACAGCUGAUGAAAAAAGAGGAAGGCGUGUGUUUGGAAAGGUCAGAGAAAGUCUGAUGAAACGAUUGGAGGGACCGCUAACCCAGUAUCUCAGAUUGAUGAUGUGAAGACAGUGUGAAUGUUAGAGCUUCACUUUCAUCAUCUGUCACGGCAAUAAAAUGAAAACGGGUAUCGGGUGUCUGACGGUAUAAAUGAAAAUGAAUAUUUAUACUGAAUGAGUUGGUGACAAUGGUCUACAACGCUGCUUGUUGAAAUUAAUUUAAAUGCUUUUUCUUACCAUACAUCUUUAUUUAAUAUCAAAACUUCGCAUAUUUUCAUGCAAUUUGUCAAAUCUAUAUGUGAAAUAACCCAUGAAUGGGAAAGGUAACUUGUUUGAGGAUUGGUAAAUGGCACCUAUAGCAUGUUGAGGAACAGAAAAGUAUGUUAUUGAAAUGGGAACGUGAGUCCAGAAACAUGUGUUCAUGCUGAAACUCAGCCGGAGCGUUUUGACAUUUAAAGCAUUUCUGAGCCCAUGAGAUCUGUUUUAAGUCCCCACACUGAGGGAGCCCUCCACCGGGACAAAACCACUAUAUGUACUGUACUGCAUGUUUUCUCUGAUCGCCUUUAAUCAUCGACUCUUCAAUGUGAACUCUGCUUAACCUGGGAAUUGUAUUUUACAGUCUAGUGUGUGAAUUAAUGUGGAAGAGAAAAAUAGUUGUUUGUGUAGGAGAUAAAAUUGUUACCUCUUGAAUGUAUCUCAUCUGUCCCACAAAAAGGUCAGUGUGAUAUUGUAGAAUACUCGAUAGAGUCGGUACAGAUAUGAUGUAGUUUUCAUGAACUGCUCGUGGGGGGGGUUGUUGAGACUCAUUGCUACUGAAGCUGCAUUAACAACAUCCCACUACAACUAUGUACAACUUCGUAGAAUAAAAAAAAAAAUACAUGCCUGUGUCUGGGGAGCAGGUGCCUUUUGAAUGCA